AGUGAAUGGAAGUUCCAAAGAGUGGUGCGAUCACUGGUAUAUCACUCGAUGGCAACCCUUUCAAUGCCAUCAAUGCACUGAUCUAUUGAUCACACAUUUGGGUCCAAGUGUACAAUCAGUGCAACACUUGUCACACAGUAUUUGAUCCGUAGAUCACUUCACCACACAUUUACAGAUAAGCAUUGAAAAUGCAUUUCUUAAGCAAAUUAGCCAUCAAUUCAGGCAUUUAUCCUCGAGUACAACACAUGCGAUACUUGUCGUCAAAUGUGAGGACAACAAAACUCUUCAUAAAUGGAAAGUUUGUGGACUCGAAGACCAACGACUGGAUUGAACUUAAAAAUCCUGCAACCAAUGAAGUGGUGACAAGAGUUCCAAAGAGUACCGACGCCGAGAUGGAAGCGGCGGUCAAUGCGGCCGAUAAUGCCUUCAAGACGUGGUCCAAGACAUCNUCUUGUCACCACUUCAUUGGUUGCCUAAACACAAGCCAUCACUUAAUCAGAUCCAAGAGAUAA
This is a messenger RNA of Oppiella nova, 512 nucleotides long. The record is from the annotation of a GenBank genome assembly. Lineage: Eukaryota; Metazoa; Arthropoda; Arachnida; Sarcoptiformes; Oppiidae.